GACCUUUUACAUCGAAAAUUUGGCUUUCUCUUCAUAGUUCUGCGCAAAACGAAAUGUUUGAAAAAUGAAUGAAUAAUUAUAUCACGCACCGUGUUCUGUUGAAGGUGCACCUGUAAACAUGGCUACAGUGGAACUUAUUGUGAUCAAGUGAACAUGUGUGUCACGGAACACCUCUGUGAGCCUCACGGCCAGUGCUCAAAGGUCAAGGGCAGGUCAUCACAAUUGGGCCACGUGUACAGGUGCAACUGCUCAGAGGGAUACAGAGACGACCCCACAAGUCCAGUGCCUGAUUGUACCAUACUUAAACAGUCUCUCUUCGCCUACAGAGACUACACUCCUCCCUUCGUGUAUUACGUCAUAGUCGGCUGCUGUGUCGUGUCCAUUAUGCUCGCCUACUUCAUUGUUCACAUGGAAAAGAGAAGGAAAAGACCAGGAAAAUUAAAUCAAAAGAGACUAAAAAGAGAAAAUUUGAGGGAGCAUUUGGAAAAGAAACAGAGACCUCAAUCAUCUUCUGGACAAUCGGAAACAGGAACAUAA
Molecule: messenger RNA, 537 nt
Organism: Symsagittifera roscoffensis
Lineage: Eukaryota; Metazoa; Xenacoelomorpha; Acoela; Convolutidae
Exons: 2
Coding region: 154-537 (127 amino acids)
Source: RefSeq, a predicted model, not a curated record